Messenger RNA from Leptinotarsa decemlineata (Colorado potato beetle), 991 nucleotides. Its product is annotated as zinc finger and BTB domain-containing protein 24. Lineage: Eukaryota; Metazoa; Arthropoda; Insecta; Coleoptera; Chrysomelidae. Gene Ontology annotation, molecular function: protein binding. The record is from RefSeq and is a predicted model, not a curated record. Gene Ontology annotation, cellular component: nucleus. Gene Ontology annotation, biological process: regulation of transcription by RNA polymerase II.
UAGCCAGCUGGACAAUUCUGGGCCACUUGGCUAGUAUGUUUUUUUUCUUAUCACACACUGACCGUAUAGUUAUGUCCGACCAACAAUUUGUUUUAAGAUGGCAUUAUCACGAGACGACGUUGAUACACAAUUUGCCUUGUUUUCUAGAAAGUGAUGUUUUGACAGACGUUACCUUAUCUGUGGGAUCCCGGCAAGUGAAAGCUCACAAAAUUAUACUGGCCAUGUGCAGUGUUUAUUUUCUCCAAUUAUUCCAGGAGAUUAAAUCAUCACAUCCAGUCGUGAUUUUACACAAUGUGAGUUUCGAAGAAGUAAAGGCCAUCUUGUCUUUUGUGUACAGAGGUCAGUGUGUGGUAUCUCAAGAACAACUUCCAAGUUUGUUGUCUGUUGCCAAAAUGCUAAGGAUUCAGGGACUGUGUGAUAUGAAGAUACCCGACGACAGACAUAUACGAAAUGACUCGUCAACGAACAUUGACCGCGUUACUGAAACAAUGGUGAAUGAAAAAAAAUUAAAAAUUUGUGAUAAUUUGCAAAACUUCAGGGACCGCAAUACAACUGAAAGUAUCAAUAUAAAAAGACAAGUUGAUAACAGACUGCCCAUUCCAGAUUUUAAUCCUAACGAAGCUUAUAAAACACAGGCUUGUUUUGACGAUAAGGCUAUGCCGCUGAUAAAUGAGUCCAUUCCCAUGAAAUUUGAAGACGAACCAUACGCGCUGAUGAAGAAAUUUGUGCCAAGAGACUCUCCAGAGACUUGCAAGUGCUUUCUAUGUGGAAAAUACCUCAGUAACCAGUACAAUCUUCGAGUUCAUAUGGAGACCCAUGAGGAAGCUUUUCAUGCCUGUCAGUCUUGCGCUCAUGUCUCUAGAAGUAGAGAUGCUUUGCGAAAACAUGUAUCAUACCGACACCCUGAAGAAUAUCAGACGCGGAAACGAAAAAAGGCAGACACCUGAUACCAGCAAAAAGUGUAGAUUAAAAAGAAACGUUAAAACCAAAA